UUGCUUUGCGGCUGACGCGACCGGGGUGUGGGAUGCUGAUGCUGAUGCUGGUGCCGCUGUUGUGGGUGCUGGCGUUUGGACAGAAAAAUUCUGCGGCCGCCACGAUCUCUGCCACAAGCUGCCACGAUGCCUGCCACGUUUUUGGUCCCUUGGACGGCGUGGCCGACAAAUUGGGCGACAAAUCGGCCGCUGGGCCCCGGUCGGCUGGGAUGCGCGAGUCAGCCUGGAUGGGAAUGCGCAAUGGGAGCCUGUUGCUGGACUCGUUGGCAAACAGACGACGGAUGCAAGGACGGGCAAUAGCGUCGAUGCACAUGAGCAUCGACAUGGACAUGGGCAAUGGACACGGGCAUGGAUAUCGACAUCGACAUGAGCAUCGACAUGUGCAGGAGCACGGCUCGAUAGGCAGGGAGCCGAACGAUUGCGAAUCGGCAGCCACUGACCAAGGGCCGGGGUGAUCACCGUCAGAUCGGCCUGAGGACGAACAAUCAUCGCCAGGAGGCCGCGACGGAGCAAACGACAUCACCAGGCAGCGCCAGGAGGACAACGACCUGCAAGGAUCCGUCUG
This is a messenger RNA of Polychytrium aggregatum, 565 nucleotides long. RefSeq lists its product as uncharacterized. The coding region runs from base 33 to 455 and encodes 140 amino acids. The record is from RefSeq and is a predicted model, not a curated record. The transcript has a single exon. NCBI's taxonomy places the organism in Eukaryota, Fungi, Chytridiomycota, Chytridiomycetes, Polychytriales.